UUUUGAAUAUUUCAUGAUUACAUUAUGCAUUAGAAAAUCUAUUCCAAUGCGUAUAUUUGAUAAUAAAGUUUAUCUGUAAUUAUAUAAAAAUUUUACGACGAACAAUUUCUUAUUUACAAUAUUGCAGCCAUAUAUCUAUGUUAGAGAUGAGAAAAGGAUCGAUGCCACCGCGAUCGCAUUUGUGUAAAUGCAAUCUUUAUUUCUCGAAAACAAAACGGAAGCGCAUGUAAUUUAUCUCGGAGAUCGGUCUCUUAAGAUUUUUAAUAAACGUAAAAUUUCUCGAUUGUCAACGAUAUCCCUUGUCAGAUACUCAACAAAACGUGAUGGACGACAAGCGCGUUGUCUCGACAGAGACAACGCCUGUCGACCUGCCUCAAGAUUCGGAGUCGCAAAACUGCGAAAUUUCCAAAUAUUAUUCAGAGAAAUGUGCACAAAACGAAGAAAAUACGCAGAUCGAAAAUGUAGCCGCGAUUUACACCGAGAUGUCGGAUGAUGACGACGCAUCUGAACGAACGUCGUCGCUCGACGUCGAAAAUCAACUUUCCGUCGCGACAGAUAUAGAAUCAUCCAUUGACUGUGGAAAAAAAAUCGCAUCUGUCCUUCAUGAGCGUGCUCAGAAGCUCUGCUCAGAGAUGACGAGUCUUCGGGAAAAACUUAACAAAGAAGUGGCUCUCUGGAAAAAAGAGAGGGAAGAAUUUCAGUUUUUACGCGAGAGAAGCGAUGCCAUCGCAUUCGAAGAGGCAACUGCAGCCGCACGAGCUGCAGCCGCAGCUUAUGCCGUCGAAUCACCACUUUCGAGUAAUAUUGUGGACAUCACGUCGGAGCAGAGUGUCAGAGAACUCACCAUACUCGAAUACGAGAAAAAUCUCGCCAAGUAUCAAAACUCGUAUUCCUUGGAGCAAGCCGAGCAACGUUACAAUUCGUACAAACGCGCGCUCAUCGAUGCGUAUAAGCAGCGACUGUUAGAAGUCGAACGUCUUUGCGAUGAAGAAUUGGAGAACAUACGCCAAAAUGCGAGUUGCUUGCAGCCGUUUAAGGAGAUCGCGUUGCAAUGGUCCAUCGACAAGAACGAUCGCGGCGAUUCGCAGCGUGUUUAUAACAAUCAAUCCGACAUAGAACAAUCUAAAAUUGUCGAAGCAAUUUUCAGCAAUGAUCGGCGCGUAUACGGGAAAGUCGACAAUGAAGUCAAUAUGGUUCCAGAAAUUUUGUGCGCUCGAUUCCAUCAAGAAGAAACGAUAUAAUAUUUUUGAUUAAACGCAUUGAUUGUCCCUACCUUCGAAUUAAUUGUUCCUUUUUUAUAAACAGCUUUAUUGUUUAUUCUUCAUAUGAGAGAAUGUAAGUUAUUCGAGUGUUCUUUCCUUUUGCUGGCUGGAUAAGUUAUGGUGAUGUCAUCAGAUAUCAUAUUUGAUCUAGGCAAUUUAAUUCACGCUGUGGGGGAGCAAUUAAACCCAAUUUAACUUCAUUUUCAUGAAUUUAUAUAUUUGACAAGGAAUGU
Messenger RNA from Formica exsecta, 1495 nucleotides. RefSeq lists its product as uncharacterized. Lineage: Eukaryota; Metazoa; Arthropoda; Insecta; Hymenoptera; Formicidae. Bases 324 to 1241 code for a protein of 305 amino acids. The transcript is spliced from 3 exons. The record is from RefSeq and is a predicted model, not a curated record.